Molecule: messenger RNA, 1512 nt
Organism: Tripterygium wilfordii
Lineage: Eukaryota; Viridiplantae; Streptophyta; Magnoliopsida; Celastrales; Celastraceae
Product: putative F-box/LRR-repeat protein At1g56400
Exons: 3
Coding region: 1-1389 (462 amino acids)
Molecular function (GO): protein binding
Source: RefSeq, a predicted model, not a curated record
AUGGCUGAUCACGAUCAUGGCACCAUUGAUUUCUUUUCAAGGCUGACAAACCUCAUGCUAGUUUAUAUAAUCUCCUUCUUGCCAUUCAAGGACGCAGCAAGAACAAGCGUGCUGUCGAAGAGAUGGUACCAAGUGUGGCAUUCCACGAGGAACGUUGAGUUCAAUGAGAACUUCUUUGUCAAACCUGGUGAUGAGGAGUCAGAGGAAAUAACAGAGAAGCAGAGGAGAGCUUUCGUUGAUUUUACGCGACGAUGGAUGUUAACUUACAACGGAGAAGUGAUUGAUACACUUUCACUCACAUUUUCAAGACCCAGAAAAUUUUCUUCUGAGAUGAAUGAGUGUAUCAACUUUGCCAUUACGCGCAAUGUUCAAAGGUUAGUCCUCGAUUUCUCUGAUCCAACCACCGUUCAUCGAGGGGUGUUUGAGUUGCCUCCAUUUGUAUAUGGACAUGAAGGCCUUAAGUCACUGAAGUUGUUCUCAUGCAAUUUUGAUGUGUCAAGAUUGAACAACUUCAAUGCACUUAAGGAACUCUCUUUGGGAUGGAUUAAAGUAAGCAUGUCUACAAUCAAGGACUUGCUUAGGAAGUGUCCUUCACUAGAGAGUUUAAGCCUGAAGAAUUGUUCGAGCGUGGACCAUAUCGAGAUUUCUGCGCCAGAUUUGCGCCUAAGAAGUCUAGUUUUUGACAAAUGUGAGUUAGAUCAACCAUACUUGAUGAUUAAGGCACCAAAUCUCCGCGUCCUGAAGUAUUCGGGGGACUUACCUACUUUUGAAUUCUGGAGGCCAGAGAGCUUAGUAGAGGCUGAUCUUGAUUUCGCGUCAGAGACUGAAUUCGAAGAAGUUGGCGACCUUGUUCAAGAAAUACUAAGAGAAAUUGCAUGUGUCCAAGUUCUGACUGUUUGCAGUUACCUUCUGCAGGUUAUACCUAGUGGGACAGAACCAUUAGGAAUGGAAGUUGCCUUAAACGUUCGACAUCUGAUUCUGAAGACUGAACUUCACAGCAAUGUGUUUUUCGGGAUCAAAUUCAUGCUCAAGAGUUGUCCGGUGCUCGAAACUCUUACUAUCCAACUAGGCCCUGCAAGAAUGUUCUCUGACUAUGAGCCUCCAUUUGUUCUCAGGCCUCGGGUUUUUUGGAAGGGAAGUCAAGUUGUUUUCGAUUGCUUGGCGAAUACUCUGAAGGUUGUGGAGGUUCAAAACUUUAAAGGAAGUGAGAAUGAGAUCAACUUGCUCAACUAUCUCAUCAAAUUAGGGAAAGUAUUGGAAGGAUUGAAGCUCUGUGUGUCGAAAGAAGAUAAUGGUGCUGGUGAAAACCCGGAAUUGUACCGGGAACGAGCCCUAGAAGUGCUGCAGAUACGGAGGGCCUCCCCGACUUUGCGAAUUGAUAUUGUGUGAUAAUGUUUGUGUUUGUGCUAUGUUUUAUGUUGUGUGCUGCUUUCAAUGAACUAGUACUAUUUUCUUUCUCUUUAUGGGCUAUGUACAUGAUUUUUUGGCCAGAAGAAAUUGGCAGCUUCAGAA